This is a messenger RNA of Clarias gariepinus (North African catfish), 1868 nucleotides long. RefSeq names its product solute carrier family 25 member 48 (gene slc25a48). Gene Ontology annotation, biological process: transmembrane transport. The transcript has 7 exons. The coding region runs from base 662 to 1600 and encodes 312 amino acids. Gene Ontology annotation, cellular component: mitochondrion. The record is from RefSeq and is a predicted model, not a curated record. NCBI's taxonomy places the organism in Eukaryota, Metazoa, Chordata, Actinopteri, Siluriformes, Clariidae. Gene Ontology annotation, molecular function: transmembrane transporter activity.
GGGCCAAAUAUAUGACUUUCCCGCUUCAGCAGUCAUCCUAAUGACAGCAUCCUGAAAUGCAUGGCAUCUCCAAGGUUAAAUGUGAUCAUUUACAAGCACAAAAGACUCACAUGAUAAUGCAUCAUUGCUCAUGCACCAAUAAAUAUUUAAACAAGAUUAAUAAUUAAAUAAAUAAUGAAUAAUGCAUAAUUGAACAAUUCUCGAACUGUCAAAUGAAUAAAUGAAGGUGAAAAAAUCCAUAAAACAUGCAUGAUCACAUUCAGUGGCUACAUCUGCACAAUAUACAGAAGCCUCCUGAGUAACACUAGUGCACGACACAUACACAGUAUUAACACACUGCAAUACACACAGUAUUAACACACUGCAAUGACAACACGGCCAGAAUGUAGGGAUAUUUGGCAAGUGGCCAGGUUUUCUUCCAGAUACCUUCAAGCUGGAAGAACCUCUUGAGAUACCAUUGGUUCAGGGAACCGUGUUUCCACAAAGCCUCGCCCCCUGAAACGCACAGAUCGAAUGAAAAGUUGUUUUUGCCUGAACUUGUUUUUUGCACUCAAUAAAAAGCCUGUGAUCUAAAAUGCUGUCUGCAGUUUGAACAGGUCGCUUGUUCGCGCUGAAUGCGCAAAAAAAAAAAAAAAAAAAAAUUUUAAGGAUCUGGAACAAGAUGAGUUUGUUUAAGGUGGAGGAUUUUUUAGCGGGAUGGAUAGGAGGUGCAUCCAGUGUGAUUGUAGGACAUCCACUUGACACAGUAAAGACACGUUUACAAGCUGGAAAAGGGUACAAGAAUGGCUUCCACUGUAUCCUAACCAUCUACAAAAAGGAAACUCUUACUGGCUUUUUUAAAGGCCUGUCCUUCCCAUUAGCAAGCAUCCCACUGUAUAACUCAAUGGUAUUUGGCUUGUUCAGCAAUAUUCAGAGAUUUAUUAGUGAUAUUCGUUAUGGUGACAGAAGACACCCUUGCAAUAUUCUUGACCUUACUGUGGCCAGCAUGGUGACUGGCCUCGUAUCAGUGAGCCUGGGGGCCCCAGUGGACCUGGUCAAAAUUAGACUGCAAAUGCAAACUCAACCCAUCCUCACACAAAACCUAACACUUGCUGGCAGUGGCAGCGUCCCUCUUCACUCAGUGGGACUGCAGCCUACAGAGUGUCCUGUAUACAGAGGACCUCUUCACUGCAUCAGCAGCAUCCUGCAGACUGAGGGAAUCCAAGGGCUGUACAGAGGAGCAGGAGCCAUGAUACUCCGUGAUGUGCCUGGUUAUGCCCUUUACUUUAUCCCAUAUACACUCUUGUGUGGCUGGAUGACCCCUAAUGGUAGCAGUUCCCCUCACCCCUGCUUCAUAUGGAUUGCUGGUGGGUUAGCAGGAUCUAUCUCCUGGGCCACAGCAACCCCAGCUGAUGUGGUUAAGAGUCGCCUGCAAGCUGACGCAAUGCACCAUAGAAAAUAUAAAGGAAUCAUUCAUUGCAUCUUACAGAGUUAUAAGGCAGAGGGAAUACAUGUCUUCUUCCGUGGUGCAUCAGUAAAUGCCAUCAGAGGAUUUCCAAUGAGUGCUACUAUGUUCCUGGGUUACGAAUUGUCCCUCAAGUUUUUCCAGAGUCUAAAAUAAGUGUCCAAAAUUCCACCUAACACAGCACCUGACUUUAUAAAACAUUAGUUUUUAUUUGUGUAGUACAUGUUACCUGGUUGUUGAUACUUUACUUUAGUAUCAAUUAAAAUUGUGCUUACUUCUUAUAUUAAGAAAAAUAUGAAGCAUAUGAAUUAAACAUGAUUUUACAAAUCUCAGAUUUCUAUCGGAACAUAUUAAUAUAUGUAUAUUUAAUAAUGUUGCUUUUGUUAACAUGCUUUCUUUAUAAAUGUUAUAGUAUAAGUGGCAG